This is a messenger RNA of Danio rerio (zebrafish), 2702 nucleotides long. RefSeq names its product prolyl endopeptidase (gene prep). Gene Ontology annotation, molecular function: serine-type endopeptidase activity; dipeptidyl-peptidase activity; serine-type peptidase activity. Gene Ontology annotation, biological process: proteolysis. Gene Ontology annotation, cellular component: cytoplasm. NCBI's taxonomy places the organism in Eukaryota, Metazoa, Chordata, Actinopteri, Cypriniformes, Danionidae. The record is from RefSeq and is marked provisional.
GAAACACACUAAACUCUCAACACUCGUCUCUGUUUAUUUUCCCAUAUCAUUAUUUCAUCUGUUCAGCAGCUCCGAAUAUCACUGAACAAUGGCUUUCCAGUAUCCCAACGUCUAUCGGGACGAAUCUGUGGUGGACGACUAUCAUGGCUGUAAAAUCCCUGACCCGUAUAGCUGGCUGGAGGAUCCUGACAGUGAAAAAACACAGGCGUUUGUGAACGCUCAGAAUCAGCUGACCCUGCCCUUCCUGGAGCAGUGCGAGACCAGAGACCUCUUUAAAGAGCGCAUGACUGAACUCUACGACUACCCCAAAUACAGCUGCCCCUUCAAACGCGGAGACAGGUAUUUCCACUUUUACAACACGGGUCUGCAGAACCAGAGUGUUAUGUACGUGCAGGAUAAUCUCGAUGCAGAACCCACCGUGUUUCUGGACCCGAACACUUUCUCAGAGGACGGGACAGUUGCUUUACGAGGUUAUUCGUUCUCUGAGGACGGCGAGUUUCUGGCAUACGGCACCAGCGCCAGUGGUUCGGAUUGGGUGGAAAUCCGCUUUCUACGUGUGGACGGUGCUGUCCUGCUAGAGGAUCGACUAGAGAGGGUCAAAUUUACAUGCAUGUCCUGGACUCAUGAUGGAAAGGGCCUUUUCUACAACUCUUAUCCUGAGCAGGAGGGCAAAAGCGAUGGCACUGAGACGUCCACUAACCUGCACCAGAAGCUGUAUUAUCAUGUGUUGGGAACCCCUCAGUCUCAGGACGUCCUGUGUGCUGAAUUUCCAGAUGAGCCCAAAUGGAUGAGCGGUGUUGAGGUCUCUGAUGAUGGUCGAUAUGUGCUGUUGUCUAUUCGAGAAGGUUGUGAUCCUGUCAACAGACUGUGGUACUGUGACUUGAACGAGGAGCCGCAAGGAAUCACGGGUUUGUUGCCGUGGGUGAAGCUGAUCGAUAACUUUGAUGCAGAGUAUGAAUACGUCACCAAUGAAGGAACCGUUUUCACUUUUAAAACCAACCUGGAAGCUCCUCAGUAUCGACUCAUCAACAUCGACUUCACCCAGCCGUCCGUCAGCCAAUGGAAAGAGCUCAUUCCUCAACACGACAAAGACGUCAUCGUGUUUGCCACCUGCACAUUCUCCAGCUUCCUGUUUGUGUGUUUCCUUCACGAUGUGAAGAACGUGUUAAAAAUGUUUCAUCUGUCCUCUGGCGAGGAGAUCCGCACCUUCCCGCUGGACGUGGGCUCGAUUGUGGGCUUCACCGGCAGGAAGAAAGACUCUGAGAUCUUCUACAGCUUCACCUCGUUCCUCUCUCCAGCGAUCAUCUAUCACUGUGAUCUGACUAUGGAGCCGCUGCAGCCGCAUGUUUUCAGAGAGGUCACAGUGAAGGGCUUCAAUCCGGCCGACUAUCAGACCACUCAGGUCUUUUAUCCCAGUAAAGAUGGCACCCAAAUCCCAAUGUUUAUCGUCCACAAGAAAGGAAUCAAGAUGGACGGCUCCCAUCCUGCCUUCCUGUAUGGAUACGGAGGGUUCAAUAUUUCCAUCACACCCAGCUACAGUGUUUCCCGGCUGAUAUUCAUCAGGCACCUGGGAGGAGUUUUAGCGGUCGCCAACAUCAGAGGAGGAGGAGAGUAUGGAGAGACGUGGCAUAAAGGGGGGAUGUUGGCCAAUAAGCAGAACUGCUUCACAGACUUUCAGUGUGCAGCUGAAUAUCUAAUAAAGGAAGGCUACACUUCACCCAAAAAACUCACCAUCAACGGAGGAUCCAAUGGAGGAUUGCUCGUGGCGGCAUGUGUGAAUCAGAGGCCUGAUCUGUUUGGUUGUGCCGUGGCACAAGUCGGCGUCAUGGACAUGCUGAAGUUUCAUAAGUUCACCAUUGGACACGCCUGGACCACUGAUUUCGGCUGCUCGGAAAUCAAAGAGCAGUUCGAUUGGUUAAUCAAGUAUUCUCCUCUUCACAAUAUCCAAGUUCCAGAAGGCGAUGGAGUUCAGUAUCCCGCUGUGCUGUUGUUGACUGGUGAUCAUGAUGACCGUGUGGUGCCGCUGCACUCUUUAAAAUACAUUGCCACCCUCCAGAAUGUGAUUGGUCAAUGCCCCGGCCAGAAAAACCCCCUAUUCAUCUACAUAGACACAAAGUCGGGUCAUGGCGCAGGAAAACCCACCAGUAAAGUGAUUCAGGAGGUGGCAGACACGUACGCCUUCAUCGCUCGCUGUCUGAAUCUCAGCUGGCUCGAAUAAAACGACAAUAAUAAUAAUAAUACUAAUCUGUUCCUCUCCUUCUGCAGGUUUAUCUUCAGCAACACUUUAUAAUAGCUACACACAGAAUCGUUUAUUAAGCAUUAGGAAAUAGUUCGUUAAUUAGUCAUCUAUACAUUAAUAGAUGUUAGUAAGCAGUUUAUAAAUACAGCUAGUUGUGUUCUUGACUUGCAUGCACAUGUAUAAUGUGCUUAAUGAUUGUGUUUUUUAGACUUUAAUGACUCAUUUUUCAUUACUAAAUUAAAUAUUGCGUUAUUUACAAACCCCUUAAGAAUAAUUGCCGUUUUUUUUUUUUUUUUGAUUAAGAAUGUUUAAGUUUAAUGAUUAAUAAACUAUUCAAAUUAGCAUUUAUAUAUCUUACUAUUUAGACUUAGAAUAAUAAUUACUUUGUGUGUUAAUAAAUGCUUCGUUUACAGACAGAGCUAAACGUGCUGCAAUUUAAAAAAACUUGCGCAACUUCAAAAAA